AUGAAUUUCAGCAGCAGCUCCAGUAAACUGCCACCUGGACUGGAGUACUUAAAUCAGAUAGAUCACAUACUGAUUCAUCAGCAAUUUGAGCUUGUGGAAGCUGUUACAGGUUUUGAAACCUCUAAUCAAUACAAAAUUAGGAACAAGUUUGGGCAGAAGGUUUACUAUGCAAUAGAAGAUUCUAAUUUCUGCAUCCGGCAUUGUUGUGGACACUGUAGGAGUUUCUCCAUGAAGAUCCUCGAUAACACAGGACAAGAAGUCAUCACUCUGAAGAGACCACUAAGAUGUAGCAGCUGCUGCUCCCCCUGCUGCCUCCAGAAGAUAGAAGUCCAGGCUCCUCCUGGCGUGCCAGUAGGUUAUGUUGUUCAGAACUGGCACCCGUGUCUGCCGAAGUUCACAGUUCAAAAUGAGAAGAAAGAGGAUGUUCUAAAAAUUACUGGUCCAUGCAUAGAGUGCAGCUGUAGUGGUGAAAUUGACUUUGAGAUCAAAUCUCUUGAUGAACAAAUUGUGAUUGGCAGGAUUUCUAAGCACUGGUCUGGUUUUCUGAAGGAGGUUUUUACAGAUGUUGACAACUUUGGAAUCCAGUUUCCUUUAGACCUUGAUGUGAAGAUCAAGGCUGUGAUACUUGGUGCUUGUUUCCUCAUAGACUUCAUGUUUUUUGAAAGCAAUGCAAUCAAGAAAACAAAAUUAUUUUGUUGUUAA
Molecule: messenger RNA, 702 nt
Organism: Nannospalax galili (Upper Galilee mountains blind mole rat)
Lineage: Eukaryota; Metazoa; Chordata; Mammalia; Rodentia; Spalacidae
Product: phospholipid scramblase 1-like
Exons: 6
Coding region: 1-702 (233 amino acids)
Biological process (GO): plasma membrane phospholipid scrambling
Cellular component (GO): plasma membrane
Molecular function (GO): phospholipid scramblase activity
Source: RefSeq, a predicted model, not a curated record